Messenger RNA from Coniophora puteana RWD-64-598 SS2, 1675 nucleotides. Its product is annotated as cyclohexanone monooxygenase. Gene Ontology annotation, molecular function: N,N-dimethylaniline monooxygenase activity; NADP binding; flavin adenine dinucleotide binding. The transcript is spliced from 7 exons. Bases 6 to 1646 code for a protein of 546 amino acids. NCBI's taxonomy places the organism in Eukaryota, Fungi, Basidiomycota, Agaricomycetes, Boletales, Coniophoraceae. The record is from RefSeq and is a predicted model, not a curated record.
CAGCCAUGAUCGACCCGGAAUACGACGUGAUCAUCGCGGGCGGUGGAUUUUCUGGCGUGUACAAUCUGAUUCACUUAAGUAAGCUGGGGCUUCGCUGUAGGCUAAUCGACCCAGGUUCUGCUUUGGGUGGAACGUGGUACUGGAACACAUACCCGGGGGCACGCGUGGACUCAGAUGUUCCGCUCUACGAGUUCCCAUUCGAUGACCUUGCAAAAGGAUGGACAUGGUCCGAGCGAUUUCCUAACUCAGACGAGUUGCGAGCAUACUUCGCUUACGUUGCUGAGAAGUACGAUCUCCUCAAGCAUACGUGGAUGGAGUGCCGCGUAAAGGCCGCCCAAUGGAACGACGAUGAACAUAUCUGGAAGAUCACGGCGAAUGGGGCAGGAGGCUUCCAUCAAUCAACGGCUCGGUUUUUUAUAAUGGCGGUGGGGUCGACGACCGAGCCAUAUAUUCCAAAAAUCGACGGACUUGCAUCGUUCCAAGGUCGUUGGUGCCACUCGGGACGAUGGCCCGAGGGAGGUAUCAACGUCAAGAACAAACGAGUUGGCGUGAUUGGAACGGGAGCGAGUGGUGUACAGAUCAUACAGGAGAUCGGAUCGCAGGUCAAACACUUGACAGUCUUCCAACGCACCCCAAACUUGGCUCUUCCCAUGGUCCAGUAUAAGAUGUCGCGCGAUGUGCAGGCUCAUUUCAAGCCUGUUUACGACAACAUCUUUGAGAAGCUGCCGACGACUUUCGGCGGUUUCAAUUUCGAUUUCGUUCCCAAGGUGACCAAGAGCGACCCUCCUGAGGCCCGUGAGGCAUUCUUCGAGAGACUUUGGCAGAUGGGCGGCUUCAACUUUUGGCUCGCCGGAUAUGCCGACCUCUUCUUCGACAAAGAGGCGAGCGAUGAAGCGUAUAAGUUCUGGCAAAAGAAAACGUCAGCGCGCAUCAAAGAUCCGAGGAAGCGAGAUAUACUAGCGCCGAAGGUCGCUCCUCAUCCGUUCGGCACCAAGCGACCUUGUCUCGAGCAGCGGUUCUACGAGGUCUUCAACCAAGACAACGUCGACUUGAUCAAUAUCAAGGAAGAUCCGAUCGUGGAGAUAACAGCCGACACUGUCCAAACGAGAAAUACAACGACGGAGCUCGACGUGCUCAUUGUGGCGACUGGGUGGGACAACAUUACGGGUCCUUGGAUGCGAAUGGACCUAAAGGGCGAAAAGGGAAAGUCGAUUCAGGAACACUGGAAUGAUGGCGUCAGCACGUACCUAGGCAUGGCCACCAGCAACUUCCCGAACAUGUUCUUCCUCUAUGGGCCACACGGCCCUACCGCGUUCUGCAAUGGACCGACGUGCAUCGAGAUCCAAGGACAGUGGAUCGUGAAGACUAUCAACCACCUCUAUCAAAAUAGUAUCACUAAAUUCGUCCCUAAGGCGGAGGCAACUCGUGACUUCACCGAACUCGUCGAUACGAUGUCCAGAAAAACGCUGCUUCACGAUGUCGAUAGCUGGUAUAUGGGCGCUAACGUUCCAGGUAAGCGGAAGCAGGCGUACAACUGGGCCGGAGGAGUUCCCGCGUAUAAGCAGGAGGUCGACCAAGAGGUAGAAAGGAAUUACCCGGGGUUUACCAAGGAUACGGUAGGAGGUGUGGGAUUGGCAAAACUGUAAUACUGUAUUUUAUUAGCUCGAAAGACAAA